AUGAGGAAGUUGGAUCCCUACAAUCGUAUCACCCAGCGCUUGAAGCUGAUAUUUGACUCAGAUCCUUUGCUCUUUCCAUUCUCUUCUUCCACCAAAGAAACUCUCAAAUUUCAAAACUGUACACAAUGGACGCCCCAACAACAAACGCUCCCUCCUCCUGUUGCGGCUCAGGUGCCGUUUGCAAGUGCGGAUCUGGCUGUCAAUGCCCUUCUUGCAACACCACUAAACUAUAAACGGUAUAGUUUUUGUCUUGUUUUCGCAUUUUUAUCGUUCUCAGCUCAAAAUUCCAGGUUUUGA
Molecule: messenger RNA, 297 nt
Organism: Kuraishia capsulata CBS 1993
Lineage: Eukaryota; Fungi; Ascomycota; Pichiomycetes; Pichiales; Pichiaceae
Exons: 2
Coding region: 1-297 (98 amino acids)
Source: RefSeq, a predicted model, not a curated record